Anarrhichthys ocellatus (wolf-eel) is the source of this 3383-nucleotide messenger RNA. RefSeq names its product oxysterol binding protein-like 2b (gene osbpl2b). The transcript is spliced from 14 exons. Gene Ontology annotation, cellular component: perinuclear endoplasmic reticulum; plasma membrane; cytosol. The record is from RefSeq and is a predicted model, not a curated record. The coding region runs from base 404 to 1822 and encodes 472 amino acids. Lineage: Eukaryota; Metazoa; Chordata; Actinopteri; Perciformes; Anarhichadidae. Gene Ontology annotation, molecular function: cholesterol binding.
CCGCUUCUGUGUCAAUCCCAGGCUACACACUAAAUUCCUGCUCAUAUCUCUGGACUUGUCAAAACAUUCCCUCUGCACACAGCGCCGAGGUCACUAAUCAUCUUCUCAUCGAAGCCAAAGAAACACAACCAGAACUCAGACGUUACAUCACCUGUGCUGUCGGUGACUCAAACAGCAGAUUUGCUCUGACUGACGUCUCCUGGUGUUACACUUCUCCGGUUCAAAGCAUCUGCCCAAAAUCGUCGUCGCACUACGUUUUGGACGUUUCCUGGGUAUUGACCGAACGUUGUGCUGUUUUCCGUGGUGACACUCCAGAGGGACUCUGAGGGAUCGCCCCCCCCGAAAGGAACAUGUGCUAGAAGUUCACCCGUCCUCAACGACUGGUCGCCUUUGACUCUAGAAGAUGAACAAUGAGGAUGAGUUCUACGACGCCGUCACAGGCCUGGAUUCUGACGAGUCCUAUGAAGGGGUGUCGGAGGCCAGUUUCAAAGAUGCGCUGGUGUUUGACGGCAGCAGCCAGAAGAACAACGGGUCGGUGCCACAGGAGAACGGCAUCAAGAAGCACCGGACGUCAUUACCUGCCGCCAUGUUUUCGAGAACCACUGUCAGUAUCUGGAACAUCCUGAAGAAAUGCAUUGGACUGGAACUCUCAAAGAUCACGAUGCCCAUCGCCUUCAACGAGCCUCUGAGCUUCCUGCAGAGAAUCACCGAAUACAUGGACCACACUUACCUCAUCAACAGAGCCUGCUCUCUGCCCGACUCCAUACAGCGCAUGCAGGCAGUAGCUGCUUUUGCUGUGUCAGCAGUUGCGUCUCAGUGGGACAGAACUGGAAAACCCUUCAACCCUCUGCUGGGAGAGACCUAUGAGCUCACAAGAGAGGAUCAGGGUUUCCGGCUGGUGUCGGAGCAGGUAUCCCAUCAUCCCCCAGUCAGUGCCUUCCAUGCAGAGAGUCUGGUCGGGGACUUCGUCUUCCACGGCUCCAUCUACCCCAAACUUAAGUUCUGGGGCAAGAGCGUUGAGGCUGAGCCCAAAGGGACCAUCACACUAGAGUUACUCAAGCACAACGAGGCGUACACAUGGAGUAACCCUUACUGCUGUGUGCACAACAUCAUCCUGGGCAAGCUAUGGAUCGAGCAGUACGGCACAGUGGAAAUCCUCAACCACAGCACUGGAGACAAGUGUGUGUUGAAUUUCAAGCCCUGUGGGAUGUUUGGCAAAGAGCUGCACAAAGUGGAGGGAUACAUCCAGGAUAAGAGUAAAAAGAAGCACUGUGUCAUCUAUGGGAAGUGGACCGAGUGCAUGUGGAGCGUCGACGCUCAGGCCUACGAGGCCCACAAGAAGUCGGAGAGGAGAGGAGACAACAAGAAGCAGAAAAAUGAGGAGCAGGAGGGAGCGGAGAACGAUGACGCAGACGACAUGCCCGAAGUACAGGAGACGGUUUCUGUUGUACCAGGAAGCACUCUGCUGUGGAGGAUAGACUCCAGACCGGCACACUCUGCUGAGAUGUACAACUUCACCAACUUUGCCAUGUCUCUCAAUGAGCUGGAGCCCGGCAUGGAGGCCAACGUGGCCCCCACAGACUGUCGCCUCAGGCCGGACAUCAGAGCCAUGGAGAAUGGCAUCAUGGAUGAGGCCAGCCGGGAGAAGGAGAGACUGGAGGAGAAACAGAGAGCGUCCAGAAAGGAGAGAGCCAAGAAUGAGGAGGAGUGGUCUACCAGGUGGUUUCAGAUGGGCACCAACCCGUAUACCAACUCCCAGGGCUGGCUUUACACCGGCGGCUACUUCAAUAGGAACUACCAAGACCUGCCUGAUAUCUACUGAAAGCCCGCUAGCCUUCAUCCGCCUCCUCCUCUACAAUGACCUGUCUGUCACGACAUGGAGAGAAUUGUUAAGAAUCCACAUACCCAUCUUCAUCUUCAUCAUCAUCAUCAUUGUCGUCUUUAAACCGACACACCCAGCACAGAGUGGAAAGACUUACAAAGGAUCCAAAUACCCGUCACUCCUCUUAAACAGCUGCCUGCUUGAUGACGACUAAGUCUUCAGGUCUUUUUUUUUUUAUUUAUUUAUUUUUUUUUUUAAAUCUUCACUUCCAGUCUUAUUCUCAUCAUUUGUGGUUUCACAUCACAUAACGACCAGCACAUGUUUCCCAUCUCUCUGCCCAUGGCAUCGCUUAGGGCACAAGAACCAUUUUAUUUCUGCAGAGAGCUGGUACGACAAUUAACGGCCCACAAACCCUCAGAUCUGAAUGUUUAAACGUCUUCACAAUCAAACCCUCACCACCUGCCGAGCCUCCGGACGAAGACGACACUUUGAAAACCCUCACGUGUGUCAUUAAUGAGUGAAUACGAGCUGCAGCAACAUGAAGUAAAACAUAAUAAUCACAUUGGUGGAUUCAUGGACGGACACCCAGUCAGCAGGGGAAUCAGGGAUGUGAACGCUCCUUGACUGAAGAUGAAUCUUGAGGAUGCUUUUUCUUUUUUUUUUUUUUCUUUUUAAAAAGCUCAGAAAAUAAAUAUGAGUACUCUUUAAGGAACAAAACUAUAAAGAAAUACUAGUUUAAAUACUGAUUUAACCGGUCAAGAUAAAUCGAAUGCAUCCAUGUGUUGUAUCCCUAAAACAUUUAGUGUCCACUGUUAGCCUCCCAUUGACCUCCUGCUUAAGGUUUAUGUAUUGAAAUAAGCCUACUACUAGAACUACGGGUGUUUCCUCGACAGCAGAGUGGAAUGUGCAGCUGGAGUGAGACCAGACCUGGGAUCAGAAAAGAAACCCCCUCUGAUGUUCUCCUACAGGGCAACACAUGAAUGAACAGAGCACAGGUUCACCGAUGACGCUGUUAAAGUAGCAUUGUACAGUAUGAAGAACGGCCCUCAGUGAGUCCACCCCAUUACAUUCCUCGUGUGAAUGAGUGUAUAAAUAAUGCACAGACGCUUAUUAAGCCAUAUUAACUACUAGAGAGGGAGAGAAUUUGCUGUGUGAGUGAUGGGAAUUUGACAAUGUGAAGAUUUUACAUUACUAUUAAUCUCACUCAUGAAGGCACGAUUAUAGAAUAAGAAAACAUUAUUCAUGUCGGCGUAAUGUACUGUAACAUGCUAUGUUAGAUGUUGCUGUGCGGCUGGAUCAGAUGUUAGAGAUUUGAUGUUUAGAGGUCGCCUGCAAAACUCACUGAGAUGUAAAAUGACUACAAAGCAACACAAAACAACUACAGAGGUAAAGUUACCACAACAAAAAACUACACACACACACACACACACACACACACACACACACCUGUCCUGGUCGUCUUGCCCCCCACACAGGAGGGCCCAGCGGUCUGUUGUCUCAUCAUCCGUCCAUGUUCGUUCUUCUGAUACUGAUUGUAGUAAAAAGGAGCCGCUUAUCAACA